CGUCUUGAUCCUCAACAAAGCUGUCCAUCAUAUUGUUCAUCUUCAAAGUCAAUACCAAUACCCUCGCCUAAGCCCAAACAAACAAAACAAAGCAGCCAAGAUGAAGUACUCGUACACUGCCGCCGUCCUUGCUGGCAUGGUCUUGUCCGUGCAGGCCGCGACCGACCCUGGCGUCGCCCUCAUCGACAGCCAGUGCCAGAAGAUCUGCGAGACGUCAGAUAACGCGUGCCGCACCAUGCCCGGCGCCAAUAUUUCGACCUGCAACUCGGAGCUCGCGAGAUGCAAAACCGCCUGCCGGCCCGACACCAACUCGUCUGCGGCCGUCACCUCGCCCACCAAGGUCCCCGACGUCAGCACCACUCUCACCACCCAGACCACCGCUCCUACGUCGUCGUCGUCUGGUGGUGGCGACCAGUGCGUGACCAAGUGCCAGACGGCCGAGAACGAAUGCCGAGUCAAGCCCGGGGCCAACAUCUCGACGUGCGUCUCCGACUUUGAGGCAUGCAAGGCUGCUUGCUCGCCGAGCAGUUCCAUGAGCAGCAGCAGCAGUGCCGCCUCCAGCUCCGAGGCGGCCACGACCUCGACCGCCGCACCCACCAAGACGGCCUCUCCCACUACUGCCCAGACGGCCGCGCCAACAACCACGGGCUCGGCGUCUACGCCCCUCGUCACGGCGGGUAGCUCCAAGAUGUACCCUGCUGUGGGUCUGAUUUUCCUCUGCGGCGUGGCUGCUUUCUUGUAAUCAUAGAUGCGAGACGAGACGUGGUCCGCAGAUGGGGUGUUAUUGCCUAAUGGCCU
Messenger RNA from Purpureocillium takamizusanense, 798 nucleotides. RefSeq lists its product as uncharacterized. The transcript has a single exon. The coding region runs from base 101 to 742 and encodes 213 amino acids. The record is from RefSeq and is a predicted model, not a curated record. Lineage: Eukaryota; Fungi; Ascomycota; Sordariomycetes; Hypocreales; Ophiocordycipitaceae.